Molecule: messenger RNA, 1119 nt
Organism: Dunckerocampus dactyliophorus (ringed pipefish)
Lineage: Eukaryota; Metazoa; Chordata; Actinopteri; Syngnathiformes; Syngnathidae
Gene: gpr141
Product: probable G-protein coupled receptor 141
Exons: 2
Coding region: 102-1022 (306 amino acids)
Biological process (GO): G protein-coupled receptor signaling pathway
Cellular component (GO): membrane
Molecular function (GO): oxysterol binding; G protein-coupled receptor activity
Source: RefSeq, a predicted model, not a curated record
UAUUGUUGUCGGUGGACUCAUACGUGCGCAACACGGGGUCAUUAUUUACACCAUUUGGCAGCCGAUCGCGCUUGUUUCCAAGCAGUCUCAAGGACCGAAAGAUGGCCUCAAAACCAGCCUUCACCCCAACCUCCAUGCUGACCGUGAGCCCCCAAAAUGACAGCACGGUACCACCGGAGCAUCGUCAGGAGCACCACAUGGUCCUGAUCGUCAUCUACACGCUGGUUCUGCUCAUCGGCACCACCAGCCUGAGUCUAACAAUAUUCAUCAUGAAGUCCCGGACGGCGUCCACCACCUCCAUCGCCGUGCUCAACCUCAUCUUCGCUCACUUCGUUUUCCUCCUCACCGUGCCCUUCCGGAUCUACUACCACGCCGCCCAGCACUGGAGCCUGGGCUUCGGCUGGUGCAAAGUGGUCAGCAGCAUGAUCCACAUCCACAUGUACAUGUCUUUCAGCUUCUACGUGGUCAUCCUCAUCACGCGGCUCUUGCCGUUCUACCGCAAGGCCGAGCUGCUGGCGUCCCCGCCCAGGAUUUACGCGCUCGCCGCCAGCGUGGUGGUGUGGAUGCUGGUGUUCGUCUUUGUCACUUGCAUCAUCUAUUUCUCUUACGGCAAGGCCAAUGACGACAGCUUGGACGACUCGGUUCGGUGCUUCAAAUUCGGCAAAAGCAUCGGAUCCGCCGCCAAAGUGAUCAACUACAUCAUCAGCACUUUGAUCAUUACUGUAGCCAUUGUGCUGACGGGCCUCCAAGCCAACGUGCUGUGGCUUUUAUACAGGAAGCACCACCAGCGAUGCACGUGCCAGCAGGACUUCGGGGCUCAGCUGAAGAGCCUUUGCUUCGCCAUCAUCAUGGUGGUGUGCUUCAUCCCCUACCACCUCUUCCGACUCUAUUACUUGGAGCACCUUGAACUGCAGAAUCUCAAUGAGGUGUUGCUGAGUUUGACCACCUUCAACUGCUUGGACAUGCUCACGCUCUUAGGGAGGAGGACUUGCUCCUUGUGCUUCCCAGGAAAGGCUAUUUAAUCCAUGUCACUAGUGCACCAACCAAAACUUUCAGAAACAAUGAUUAAAAAAAAGACACGUGUGAAUAAAUACAUCCAUUUUUAUGAUCCAUUUUGAA